Lolium rigidum is the source of this 756-nucleotide messenger RNA. RefSeq lists its product as uncharacterized. Lineage: Eukaryota; Viridiplantae; Streptophyta; Magnoliopsida; Poales; Poaceae. The transcript is spliced from 4 exons. Bases 1 to 705 code for a protein of 234 amino acids. The record is from RefSeq and is a predicted model, not a curated record.
AUGAGGAGUCUUAGAAAAAUCCUCACCCCAGGGCGAGCGCUCUCCAACCGACCCGGAGUGGCGUCGACGCGGCCGCCGCCGGCGACGUGGUCGAUCACCGCGUGCCCGACUUACCUCCCCGCCGCCGAGAACGUCCUCCCCGGUCGGAGCAACGGCGGCAAGCGCCACUCCUUCCACGGCAAGAAGCCACCCGCCGAACCCGACAGGAAGCAGCCCGCCGAGCCCGACAAGAAGCGGCGCGGCCUGAAGCUCCUCCGCUUCCUGCGGAGCAGGCUCGCGCGAGUGUCGCGGCUCCCCUCCGUUCUGCGGCACAUGAAGCCACCGCUACCGCCUCCGCCGCCGUCACCGCCGCGCGCCGCCGUUGCCAAUUCGGGUCCUCGCACUCCGGCGAUCCCCUUUCUCAUGAAGAAUCUUGCGCUGAUGCGGCCGGCGACGACGACGGUGUUUUGCUUCGUCGCCGGGUUCGCCGUCUCCGUGGCUUCCAUCUCGGCGCUUCGCCUCAUGGCCGGAUUCAUGAUACCGAGUGGGAGCUGCACACUAUGGAGAUGUUUCUUGGCGAAGAAAUUCCUCCAGUUCUUGGGGCCUCCUCUCUUUGAGUGGCUCUCCAAGAUUAGCCUGAAGCUUGUCAAUUUCUUGGAUGCUCCUGUUCUCUGUGAGUGGCUCGCACGCCCGAAGCUUACUCUGAAGUGCCUCUUUAACAAGUAGAAAUUUGUCUAGUGCUGAUAGCAAAUGUAAUUUGGUCCUGUUUAUUAUAUU